Messenger RNA from Oncorhynchus tshawytscha (Chinook salmon), 1901 nucleotides. Its product is annotated as arf-GAP with SH3 domain, ANK repeat and PH domain-containing protein 2-like. The record is from RefSeq and is a predicted model, not a curated record. Gene Ontology annotation, molecular function: GTPase activator activity; protein binding. Gene Ontology annotation, biological process: positive regulation of GTPase activity. NCBI's taxonomy places the organism in Eukaryota, Metazoa, Chordata, Actinopteri, Salmoniformes, Salmonidae. Gene Ontology annotation, cellular component: cytoplasm.
CCAUUGAAUCCCUCCUUCACCUUUGUCAAUUUCUGAGCUUGCAUUAGAACGCCUCGUUGUUUCCCACGCUUGGAAAGAAGUUAACAGGCUUUUAUCUGAGGUUCGGAAGAGAGAGGACACCUACAGAAGAGAAAAUCAUAGAAGCUUAAUCUUUUUGGAUUUCCCUGCAAGUCGAGUGGGACCCGCCAAAUUAACGGGGAAGAGCAGUGACCGCGAGCCAUCUGGAAUCGAAAAGGCUACCGCAGCGACUGUUACAAUCAGGCGCGCAACAUUGUUGCAGUGUGACUGCUCGAGCGCGAACAAGGGAAUAACACACAUCUAGCAAUGGUUUACAUGAGAGCAUUUUAUCAGACUUUUAUAUUAUUGUAAACGUAAACUUCGAAUUAAAUCCCGGGUGUUUAACAGGAAGGAAUACAAUAUAUUUUCUAAAAGGAUAAAGUAUGCCGGACCAAAUUACAGUGUCCGAGUUCAUGGCGGAGACAAAUGAAGAUUAUAAAGCGCCAACUGCAUCAAACUUCACCACUAGAAUGUCCCACUGUAGGAAUACCGUGACUGCUUUGGAGGAGGCGCUGGAUGUGGACCGCAGUGUGCUGUACAAGAUGAAGAAGUCAGUCAAGGCCAUCUACACCUCAGGUCUGGCCCAUGUGGAGAAUGAGGAGCAGUACACCCAGGCCCUCGAGAAGUUUGGGGAGAACUGUGUCUACAGGGACGACCCCGACCUGGGCUCUGCCUUCCUGAAGUUCUCUGUCUUCACCAAGGAGCUCACCGCCCUCUUCAAAAACCUGUUCCAGAACAUGAACAACAUCAUCACCUUCCCUCUGGACAGCCUGCUGAAAGGAGACCUGAAAGGAGUCAAAGGGGACCUGAAAAAGCCUUUUGAUAAGGCCUGGAAAGACUACGAAACGAAAGUCACUAAGAUCGAGAAGGAGAAGAAGGAGCAUGCGCGGCAGCACGGCAUGAUCCGCACUGAGAUCAGCGGGGCAGAGAUAGCAGAGGAGAUGGAGAAGGAGAGGAGGUUCUUCCAGCUCCAGAUGUGUGAGUAUCUUCUUAAAGUGAAUGAGAUCAAGAUCAAGAAAGGGGUGGACCUACUCCAGAAUCUCAUCAAAUAUUUCCAUGCACAGUGCAAUUUCUUUCAGGAUGGGCUGAAAGCAGUAGACAACCUCAAACCCUCCAUAGAGAAGCUAGCCACAGACUUACACACGAUAAAGCAGGCCCAGGACGAGGAGAGGAAGCAACUCACUCAGCUACGGGACGUCCUCAAGUCAGCGCUGCAGGUGGAGCAGAAGGAGGAGUCCCAGGUGAGACAGAGCGCCACCUACAGUUUGCACCAGCCUCAGGGCAACAAGGAGCAUGGUACCGAGCGCUGUGGGAACCUCUACAAGAAGAGUGACGGGUUAAGGAAAGUGUGGCAGAAGAGAAAGUGUUCAGUAAAGAACGGAUACCUUACCAUAUCACAUGGGACGACAAACCGACCGCCGGCAAAACUCAACCUCCUCACCUGCCAGGUGAAACACAACCCAGAGGAGAAGAAGAGCUUUGACCUCAUCUCACAUGACAGAACAUAUCACUUUCAGACCGAGGACGACUCAGAAUGUCAGAUAUGGAUCUCUGUGCUGCAGAACAGUAAGGAGGAAGCGUUGAAUAAUGCCUUUAAGGGAGACCAGCACGUUGGGGAGAACAACAUCGUCCAAGAGCUGACCAAGGCCAUCCUGGGAGAGGUCAAGAGGAUGACCGGCAACGAUGUCUGCUGUGACUGCAGAGCGCCCAACCCCACGUGGCUCUCCACUAACCUGGGCAUCCUGACGUGUAUAGAGUGUUCUGGGAUCCACAGGGAGUUGGGAGUCCACUACUCCAGGAUCCAGUCCCUCACGCUGGACGUCCUCAGCACCUCUGAACUCUUG